CUAGGUGAGAGAGAGCGAGAUCGAGCGAGUUCGCGGUUAAGGAAUCUCUUGGGAAAGAAGCAAAGGCGGGUUUCCGAGGGAGAUAACGUUGGUAUUUGGUGUGCGAGAGAGAGAGAGAAGGUGGUCGGAGAAUCGGAGAUGAAGCUGUUCGUGAAGACGUUGAAGGGGAACCACUUCGAGAUCGAUGUGGAACCCUCCGAUACGGUUGCUGCCGUCAAGAAACACAUAGAAACCAUCCAUGGUCAAGAUGUUUAUCCAUGUGCUCAGCAACUACUUAUUCACCAAGGGAAGGUGCUGAAAGAUGAAACCACACUGGUUGACAAUAAAGUUGCUGAAAAUAAUUUUAUUGUCAUAAUGUUAACUAAACCUAAGACCCCUACAAGUGGAGCCUCAAUAACUCCAGUUGCAGCAAGUUCUUCACCCUCUAAUUCUUCAACUUUGCCAACGGCUGCUCCUCAAACUGCUCCAGCAACUCUGGCUCCUACCCAGCCUGUGACUUCUCCAGCUGCAACUGCAGCUCCAGCUCCAGCUCCAGCUCCAGCUCCAGCUCCAGCUCCAGCUCCAGCUCCUGCUCCUGCUCCUGCUCCUGCUCCUGCUCCUGCUCCUGCUCCUGCUCCUGCACCCACACCUGCCACACAACCCCCUAGCUUGGAUGCCUAUGGACAAGCUGCAUCAAAUCUUGUUGCUGGAAAUAACUUGGAGCAAACUAUUCAGCAGAUUCUUGACAUGGGUGGGGGAAGUUGGGAUAGAGAAACAGUUGUUCGUGCAUUACGAGCUGCUUACAAUAACCCUGAGAGGGCUGUUGAAUACUUGUAUUCGGGUAUUCCUGAGCAAGCACAACCACCAAUAUCUGUUGCUCGUGGUCCUGCAGCUGGGGAGGCAGCAAAUCCUUCUGUUGCUGCAACACAACAACCUCAACCAGUGGUCCCUCCAAGUGGCCCAAAUUCAAAUCCUUUAGAUCUUUUUCCCCAGGGUAUUCCAAGCAUGGGCGUUGCUGCUGGAAGUGGUAGCUUAGACUUUCUAAGGAACAGUCAGCAGUUUCGAGCCUUGAGGAGCAUGGUGCAAGCCAACCCCCAGAUCUUGCAGCCAAUGCUUCAAGAGUUGACUCGACAAAAUCCUCAACUCAUGAGGCUCAUUCAAGAGCAUCAAGCAGACUUUCUUCGUCUUAUAAAUGAACCUGUAGAAGGGGCAGAAGGGGAUGUUCUCAGUCAACCGGCUGCAAACAUGCCACAGGCUGUGCAAGUUACGCAAGAGGAGCGUGAAGCCAUUGAACGUCUGGAAGCAAUGGGCUUUGAUAGAGCGAUCGUGCUCCAAGUGUUUUUUGCGUGCAACAAGAAUGAGCAGUUGGCUGCUAAUUAUCUUUUGGACCAUUACAACGAGUUUGAAGAGUGAUGGUAUGUGGUGUCUUUCUCUUCUUUGUACCUGAUUCUUCUUACCGGAACUUCAUAAUAUGGGUAGGAACAGAAUGGAGUGAACUUGCCCGUACAUAGAGCGGCUUCAUGAAACUUGGAGAUUGUACAUGUUCAUGUGAAAAUCUGGGUUUACAUUGCGAUCUUUUACCUGAAUGUGGAACAAACUCCGCACGCAGCAGUGGGAACCUGAUAUAUGCUGAUCAUCUGAUUCUGAGGCAUUUGUGUAUUUCUUGAAUUAUGAAAAUCUCGGGAAGAGAUUGGUGUUUUUUAGAAACUGUUGCUAUCUGCUACUAUGAGAGUUUACUAGUUUUUCUGUUGUUUUCUUUC
This is a messenger RNA of Nymphaea colorata (pocket water lily), 1739 nucleotides long. RefSeq names its product ubiquitin receptor RAD23c-like. Gene Ontology annotation, cellular component: nucleoplasm; cytosol. The coding region runs from base 139 to 1392 and encodes 417 amino acids. The transcript is spliced from 12 exons. NCBI's taxonomy places the organism in Eukaryota, Viridiplantae, Streptophyta, Magnoliopsida, Nymphaeales, Nymphaeaceae. The record is from RefSeq and is a predicted model, not a curated record. Gene Ontology annotation, molecular function: polyubiquitin modification-dependent protein binding; proteasome binding; damaged DNA binding. Gene Ontology annotation, biological process: proteasome-mediated ubiquitin-dependent protein catabolic process; nucleotide-excision repair.